Oryza sativa Japonica Group (Japanese rice) is the source of this 2085-nucleotide messenger RNA. Its product is annotated as laccase-25. Gene Ontology annotation, biological process: lignin catabolic process. NCBI's taxonomy places the organism in Eukaryota, Viridiplantae, Streptophyta, Magnoliopsida, Poales, Poaceae. Gene Ontology annotation, cellular component: apoplast. Gene Ontology annotation, molecular function: hydroquinone:oxygen oxidoreductase activity; copper ion binding. The record is from RefSeq and is a predicted model, not a curated record.
UUCACUUUGGACUCGUAAAGCUCACACAAUUGCUACAAUUGUUUGUAGUCGAUCUCCAUUCCCCCAGUAAUUAGGCCACAAAUCAAAUCUCUCUUGUGCCCUAAUAACCUCCUGUUAUAAUUAGCCAAUUGAUGAUAUACAUUAGCAUGACUCUUCACUGGUCUCUUCUGCUGUUCAUUGCCAUUGCUUUGGUUUCUUCAGUUGCUCAGGCUGCUGUUGUGGAGCACACCUUCAAUGUUGGCAACUUCUCCAUCAGCCAACUUUGCCAGCCGCCGCUGAUCAUCACCGCCGUCAAUGGCCAGCUGCCCGGCCCGACGAUCUACGCUCGCGAGGGCGACACGGUGGUCGUACACCUCGUCAACACCUCGCCAUACAGCAUGACCCUCCACUGGCAUGGUGUGCUCCAACGUGGCACGCCGUGGGCGGACGGUCCGGCGAUGGUGACGCAGUGCCCGGUGCAGCCCGGCGGCAACUACACGUACCGGUUCAACGUCGACGGGCAGGAGGGCACGCUGUGGUGGCACGCCCACGUCUCGUUCCACCGCGCCACCGUCUACGGCGCACUCGUCAUCAGGCCCCGCGGCGGCGCCAAGGCCUACCCGUUCCCCAAGCCCGACAAGGAGCACGUCGUCAUCCUCGGCGAGUGGUGGAACGCCACCGUCUACGACAUGGAGCGCAUGGCGUUCCUCACCGGCAUCCCGGCGCCCCACGCCGACGCCUACACCAUCAACGGCAAGCCCGGCGACUUCUACAACUGCUCCGCCCCUAAUCAGACGGCCAAGUUCGAGGUGAGGCAGAACGGGACGUACUUGCUCCGGAUCAUCAACGCCGGGAUGAACACGCCGCUGUUCUUCAAGGUGGCGAAGCACCGGCUCACCGUCGUCGGGGCCGACGCGUGCUACACCAAGCCGUACAAGACGGACGUGGUGGUGGUCUCGCCGGGGCAGACGGUGGACGCGCUCAUGGUGGCCAGCGCCGCCGUGGGGCGGUACUACAUGGCGGCGUCGCCGUACGACAGCGCCAUCCCGCAGGGCCCGCCGUUCAGCGACACCACCGCCACGGCCAUCCUGCAGUACGCCGGCGCGCGGCGCAAGACGGUGCGGUGGCGGCCGCCGGUGCUCCCGCGGCGGCCGCCCGUCAACGACACGGCCACCGCGCACCGGUUCUUCUCCGGCAUGACCGCGCUGCUGCGCCACGGCAAGCCGUCGGCGGUGCCGCUCGCCGUGGACACCCACAUGUACGUCACCGUCGGGCUCGGCGUCUCCCUGUGCCAGCCGGAGCAGCUGCUCUGCAACCGGAGCGCGCCGCCGGUGUUCUCGUCGAGCAUGAACAACGCCUCCUUCGUCGUCCCCAAGAACACCUCCCUUCUCGAGGCCCACUUCAGGCGCGAGCCGGCCGGCGUCUACACCCGCGACUUCCCGGACACGCCACCGGUGGUGUUCGACUACACCGGCGACGAGAGCGACAACGCGACGAUGCAGUUCACGACCAAGUCGACCAAGGUGAAGACGCUGCGGUACAACGAGACGGUGGAGAUGGUGCUGCAGAACACGCGGCUGAUCGCGAAAGAGAGCCACCCGAUGCAUAUCCAUGGAUUUAACUUCUUCAUCCUCGCGCAAGGGUUCGGCAACUACGACAAGAGGAGGGCGGAGAGGAGGUUCAACCUCGUCGACCCUCAGGAACGUAACACCAUCGCCGUGCCCACCGGCGGCUGGGCUGUCAUCCGCUUCGUCGCCGACAAUCCUGGGAUGUGGUACAUGCACUGCCACUUCGACGCUCAUAUUAGCCUUGGGCUGGCCAUGGUGUUGGAGGUUUUGGACGGGCCGACGCCGGAGACAUCCGUGCCGCCACCGCCGGCGGACCUUCCACGGUGUUCAUGAGAUCACGCCGGCGGCGAAUUAAAUUUUCGUAUAUUUAUAAGAUUGUGCAUAUAUAUAGCCAGGUGUAUAUGUGCUUGCAUGAGAUCAAUCAGCGAAGCAGAUGAAUUAUAUAUUUGUUGAUUACAACAUACAAUUUGCAUAAAUUGAUUACACGGUAUGAUUUGAUGAGUAUUAUGUGUCCUUUAAAAAAAGUUAAUUAUUGGAA